AAGAACUAGAGGUUUCCGGUUAAGAGUUAUCAGGAAAUUUAGAGGGAAGUUCCACCACGGUUGAGGCACGUACACAAAAUAUGCGAUCUUAUUUGCAUCCGUGUAUAUAUAAAAAAGUAGUAUAAAAACUUCAACUAUAAAAGCCAUUCCUUUAUUGGUGAUAAUAAUAAUUAUAACAGAACGAAAAAUAAAAAAAAAUACGUACAUACAAACAACACACAAAAGGAUCGGAAAACCGCCUUUACUGAGAGAGCUAGCUAUUCACAGCGGUGAUCGGAGUCGGCGAUCGGGUUAGGGUUUUGUUUUUCUUCCGAUUUUGCUCGGAGCUCCUUCAAUGGAGUCGUUUGGUUUUCACGACGGCAACAUCUACGAUUUACUCGAGAAUCGUUACUACAACGUUCGCCAAGAUGUUAAUCACAAUUUGCAGAUGCACUCAUCAUUGGUACGAAGGCUCUCCCUUGAAAAAGUGAUGGAGGGACAUCAAGGUUGUGUUAAUGCUGUGGCAUGGAAUUCCAAAGGUUCGCUUUUGAUAUCUGGAUCAGAUGAUACAAGGCUUAAUAUUUGGAGCUAUUACAGUCGGACGCUUUUGCAUUCUAUAGAGACUGGGCAUUCUGCAAACAUAUUCUGUACAAAGUUUGUGCCCGAAACCUCCGAUGAGCUUGUUGCCUCUGGUGCUGGAGAUGCAGAAGUACGGCUAUUUAAUUUGUCUCGCUUAAGUGGGAGAGGACCUGAUGAUAAUGUUAUCGCUCCAUCAGCAUUGUAUCAGUGUCACACUAGAAGAGUAAAAAAAUUAGCUGUUGAAGUUGGAAACCCCAAUGUGGUAUGGAGUGCUAGUGAAGAUGGGACUUUGAGACAGCAUGACUUUCGAGAGGGCACAUCUUGUCCUCCAGCUGGAUCUUCUCAUCAAGAAUGUCGCAAUGUUCUACUUGAUUUGCGGAGUGGAGCAAAGAGGUCACUUUCUGAUCCUCCUAAACAAGUUCUUGCUCUAAAAUCUUUUGAUAUCAGUUCCACUAGGCCUCAUUUGCUCCUUGUUGGUGGGAGUGAUGCAUUUGCACGUUUAUAUGAUAGAAGGAUGCUGCCGCCACUGACCUCUUGUAGGAAAAGGACAUCGCCACCUCCUUGUGUUAACUAUUUCUGCCCAAUGCAUCUCUCUGACCGUGGGCGUCAAAGCUUGCACCUUACUCAUGUUACAUUUAGUCCAAAUGGAGAAGAGGUUCUCCUUAGUUAUAGUGGAGAGCAUGUGUACCUGAUGGAUGUAAAUAAUGCAGGCAGGAGUGCUAUGCAAUAUACUCCAGGGGAUGUUUCAAAAUUGAUGAGCUUCAGUCCUAUACUCAACGGGGUAGAAUUGCAGCCGCCAGUGUCCAAUGUCUUCACAAGUCACUUUCCUAGGAAAAACAAUGUUGCUGCCACGAGAGAAAAGUGCAGGAAACUAAUUCAAAUUGCGGAAAAAUGCUUAGAGGAGGCAACAAAUUAUUUCUACGGCAUUGAGGCAUGCAGUGAGGUUUUGGAUGGAUAUGUUCAUGACGUUGGGCCUAUGCUAAAGCAGGAAUGUCUAUGUCUACGUGCUGCUUUGUUGCUCCAGAGGAAGUGGAAAAAUGAUGCUCAUAUGGCCGUAAGAGAUUGUUACAAUGCUAGAAGAAUUGAUAAUUCCUCUUUUCAAGCACUUUACUAUAUGUCUGAAGCUUUAUCGCAGUUAGGCAAACAUAAAGAGGCUCUAGAAUUUGCCCUUGCAGCUCAAAUUUUGUCCCCAUCCAAUUCUAAAGCGGUAGACAGAGUGGACAAUGUCAAAAGGGAUCUUGCUGCAGUUGAAGCUGAAAAAAAUAAAGCAAAUGAUGGAUUGCCAAGGUCUGAAUCAAGAGGUGGAAGAGUACUCUCAUUAAGUGAUAUACUCUACCGUUCAGAAGCUAAUAGUGAUGCUUCGCAAGAUGGUCCAAGAUCUGAAAGAGAAGAUUCUGAUUAUGAUGAGGAAGUGGAGUUGGACUUUGAAACUUCAAUAUCGGGUGAUGAAGGACGUGAUGUUGAAUCAAACAUUCUUCAUGGGAGUUUAAAUGUGAGAUUUCAUCGAAGAGGUGAUUCAGGUAGAGAAAGUGUUGGUGCAAAUGGCAUAUGUGGAUCACCUUCAUCAUCGUCACAAAAUGACAGGAUACCUUAUCUGCCUGAGGUAGCUAUUGAUAUGAAGCAGAGAUAUGUUGGCCACUGUAAUGUUGGAACUGACAUAAAGCAGGCCAGUUUUCUUGGCCAGAAAGGUGAGUUUGUUGCUAGUGGAAGCGAUGAUGGAAGAUGGUUUAUCUGGGAAAAGCGAACUGGUAGACUGAUAAAAAUGCUUCUGGGAGAUGAUGCUGUUGUGAACUGCGUCCAAUGCCACCCAUUUGAUUCUGUUGUGGCAACUAGUGGGAUUGAUAACACAAUAAAGAUAUGGACUCCAACCGCUCCUGUCCCAUCAAUUGUAGCAGGUGGAGCAGAAAGACCAGAAACUGCUGAUGUUCUGGUUACCAUGGAAAACAAUCAACGAAAAUUAUCCCGUAACCGUGAAGCUAUACUGCCUUUGGAAAUCUUUGAGCGGUUUCGGAUGCAUGAAUUUAGUGAAGGAACAUUUCAUCCGUUUGAGUGUACACAGAGCUAAUCGGCUUCUUAUUGAAGCAUGCAUCUGCUGCCUGUUUAAAUGUAUAUAUUGAGUGGAGUUGUUUAAGCGAAAUGCAGAAGGUCGUGAAAGGGAGAGAUACGAUCAACCAUAUUGUUGGCAAUAGGAAACCAGUUGAUACUUUGAUACUAAGUGGCGUCCUGCAAAAAUAAAUUGAAGAUUGAAUAAGGACACCCUUCAUCCCUGGUUAGAGCUUUUUGGCUCUUUUCAUGCUAAUAUUAAUGAGUUCUCCUCUCAAAUUUUCAUACAUCUGUCUGGUAAUAUACAUCUGAAAAUUUCUUGUAUAGUUGGUGUACAGAAUAAGAACACAGAACUCUCACAUUUUGUGUUUUAUUAUUAAAAUUUUCUCUAUAACAUGGUGCACAGUGCAGUUGCCACCUGUAAUGUAAUCACUUUUAUCAUCUCCAUCGAUCAUAACGGUGUUCAUCAUA
Messenger RNA from Quercus robur (English oak), 3072 nucleotides. RefSeq names its product protein ALTERED SEED GERMINATION 2. The record is from RefSeq and is a predicted model, not a curated record. Gene Ontology annotation, biological process: negative regulation of fatty acid biosynthetic process. Lineage: Eukaryota; Viridiplantae; Streptophyta; Magnoliopsida; Fagales; Fagaceae. Gene Ontology annotation, molecular function: protein binding. The coding region runs from base 335 to 2623 and encodes 762 amino acids. The transcript is spliced from 20 exons. Gene Ontology annotation, cellular component: cytoplasm; Cul4-RING E3 ubiquitin ligase complex.